This is a messenger RNA of Bipolaris maydis ATCC 48331, 1321 nucleotides long. RefSeq lists its product as uncharacterized. Lineage: Eukaryota; Fungi; Ascomycota; Dothideomycetes; Pleosporales; Pleosporaceae. The record is from RefSeq and is a predicted model, not a curated record.
AUAUACGAUACAUGAAAACUAGGUCUCGCAUUGCUCAUCGCCUGCCGCAAUGUUCCCGAAGUUUGGUAUCUUGUUUUUGCUCCUAGCAGGACUGGCUCUUGCAAGAGAUAUUCCACAGGUACCAGUGCAGACACUCACAUCACCUACACUAGCACCAGCGAGCGCAAUCACCCCCGCCCCACUUGCACACGAGGAUGUUUUCAAAAGAGCGAUCGGAACAUGUGGUUUUAUUCGUGGUGACUCAGCGUCGCCUGUGACUUGCGGAGCAGGAUACAACUGCGUCACAACCAUCAGAGCUCAAUUCGCAUUCGCAUGUUGCAACAACAUAGAAUGCAUAAACGAUUGGAGCAUUUGUCGUCCGUUUGGCCAAACAGACUGCAUGGGCAACAAUCUUCCUGACGAUACCUGCUCACGGAUCUAUGGGUCGAUACUCCAAUGUUCGGAAGCAGCGCCCUACUGCGUUACCUACGCGCGUAGUUCUACUCUCAGCGAUUCAACCACUUUUAUCUCGUUGACAUGCGGGACAACAUCGGAAGACGUUCUGCUCCUUGCGACGGUGACAAAUGGCGCAAAGCAAACUGCAUCUGGCACACCCGCCCAGGAAACCGAGAAUGCAGAUCCCCUUGCCGGCUUCCCAUCCAUCCCAGAUUUGUCGCCGACCGGAACAACGUCUACUCGCAAUACCCCUGCGCCUACUGGUUCAAGUUCAGACGGACCCGCACUGAGCACCAGGUCGAUCGUCAUAAUCUCUGUGGUUGGCGCUGUGGUACUUCUGUUGGCCGUGGCAAUUGGAUGGUGUUGCUGGUGCAGGAGGAUAAAGGAAUGGUGGCGCAACAGAAGACAGCGCAAUGCACUUGCGAUUGAUCCGGCCAGGAUACCGCAAGCGCAUUAUCAACCAACUAACUAUCAGCCCACUAAUUAUCAGCCCACUGAAUCGGGAAUAAAUUUGUGGAGGAAUGCAACACCGCUUGGCGCGAGCCCUGAUGUUGCUGCGUCUGUGAAUGGAAGUGUUUACGGUGGAAGAAGCGUGAACGGGGCGGCACCGAGGCCGAUGAUGACGGUGAAUGAGAGGUAGGGUCGGUCACUGCGUAACGAGACAUGCUAUGUAGCGAGAUACCUCUUUUCUAGACUUUCAGAUUCUUUGUAACGUAUAUACCGGAGGCUCAGUUGUAUUUUCUAAAGAGUAGGUUUGAAUACAUGGCCGGGGUGUUGGAUUCGCUGAUACGACUACUAGCAAGGAAGGUAGCCUGCCACUAGUUUAGCUCACAGCCAAGAGUCUGUCGACGUUUGAAUCAACACAAUUUGCUUCAUCUAGAACACC